Messenger RNA from Aureobasidium subglaciale EXF-2481, 4275 nucleotides. RefSeq lists its product as uncharacterized. The record is from RefSeq and is a predicted model, not a curated record. Bases 1 to 4275 code for a protein of 1424 amino acids. Gene Ontology annotation, molecular function: protein binding. The transcript is spliced from 8 exons. NCBI's taxonomy places the organism in Eukaryota, Fungi, Ascomycota, Dothideomycetes, Dothideales, Saccotheciaceae.
AUGGCCACUGAAACUCACACGGUAUGGCACGCGAGAGACCGUGAUAGCGUACACCCACCAUGUGUUGAGAUGCUUGAACAUCUGAAAAAGACGCGUCUCAGCACACUCCGCUCACGAAAUGUUGGCGCCGUUAUCAUUGUUCGUGCUGUAGAGAAACCAUUGCAACUGGGAGCUCUCUUCCCAAUCAUGAAUGUGGUUGAGGAUGUCACGAGUGACGUGAGCCACAUGGAGAUCUUCUUUCCUACUACUUCACCUCCACUCGCUAUACUGAAGCAAGGCACCGUACUUGCAAUCAAAGAACCGCUCUGUGCGAUGAAUCAUGGUAGAAAGGUGAUCAGAGUCAUACAACCGUCCAAUAUUGUGGUCCUCAAGCCAGAGCACUAUAUGUAUCCCAAGAUAUUCCGGGAUGCCCUUGUUUCGUCAAACAGCCGGAUGCCACGGACUGAAGGCGACACUGCUUCAGGCAGGGGCGAAUACACAGAGGCGAUCGAUUGGUAUGGUUAUAGUCUAUCCACAGACGCGUACACUCGUGGUCUGAGGCAGCUUCCCAAAGACGAAAUCGACCUGCGACAAGCACUUUGUUAUAGUCGUGCCAAUGCAGCGAUGCACGCAGGGCAGUACGAAUUAGCGCUGGAAGAUGCAAAGCUGUCUGUUUUGGAUGUGUCACAUUCGGACUAUCAACAGGCUUUGUAUGUUGCAGGUAGCGCUGCUUAUCAACUACGCCAAUUCGCGUUAGCUGAUGGUUUCUUUCAACGCGUGCUUUCGGUCUGUCCAGCUGAUAUACAAAGCGCCAAGUAUCUCCGCAAAACCAGAGAGCGACUACGAGAAGAGAGUAUCGGAGCGUUUGAUUUUACAGCAAUGCUAGAACAGCAAACACUGGCUGAUCACGCUAACUUUAUCAACAAGACUGAGAUUCGAGAGUCGACAGACCGCGGACGCGGAGUGUUUGCGAAAGAUGAUAUCAGCUGCGGCGAGCUGAUAUUCUGCGAGAAGGCCUUCGCUAUCUCACAUCCUUCAACCGUUUCUCCAAGCAAUCCGAACUUGGUCCAGAACAACAACUAUUAUGGCGGUUGUGGAAAAGCGGUUGCUGCAUUGUGGCUUCGAACAGUGCAAAAGCUUUUUGCGAACCCAUCUCUCGCGCCUGAGUUACUCAAUCUCUACGGUGGCGCUUCAUACACCGACGGUUUCGUCGCGCUCAAUGUAGAUGGCAACAUCGUGUUAGAUGUCUUCCAGGUCUUACAAAUCAUUGACCAUAACGUAUACAGCUUCGAAGCUGGACAUGCUCAUAUGCCGUACGGCACCAAUCAACACUCUUCCAACGAAGAGCGAGAGUCAGCUGGCCUCUAUAAACACGCGUCAUACGUUAACCAUGGCUGUAUCAACAACUCUAGUAGGAGUAUGACCGGCGAUAUUAUGAUUGUGAGAGCAAACCAAGAUAUAUCUAAGGGCACGGAGAUCACCACAUCCUAUCUCACACCAAGCGUUGGUGAACCAAAUCGCAAUGCUGAGCUGAAGCGAACAUGGUUCUUCGACUGUGAUUGCUCGCUAUGUGCUAGCGAGACGGCCUGCGAUGUGAACUGGAAGCAAAUCUUUGAUGAAGUCAGAUCCCACAGACUACGGAAAGAUGAAUACGACCCUGCCCAGCUGCAGAACACAAUCCGAAAGGCCCAGGAUCUGGCAGAGAGGCUUGAAGAACAUUAUCCAGAGAGCUUGUUCGGCAUGCCAAAGAUGCCUCGGAUCGCCCUUCGAGAGUUGCAAGGGGUUCUCAUGUUUGCCAACGAACGUCUUGGUUGUUACGAAAAAUCACAGGAGCAUGCUUUGGGAAUCAUACGGGAGAGUGGCUACAACAUUUCUUCAGACGGAUCACAAAUCCAGAUAGACUACACGCAUGGCUUGCCAACGAAGGCAGUGGUGGACGCGCUUUAUCUACUCGCGAAGCAAGAAACCCCUCGGGAGCUUGCUGAACAGUAUCUGUCAUUGGCCAAAAAGAUGUAUCUCGUCAUCAAUGGCACAUCUAAUGGCUGGGAUGUAGCUUACGAACCCGGACUAAAGGUGGAAGACCCCGACAGAACGGUCUCACGCGACGGCCAAUCAAUCCUGGAUUCAUCGUGCCUGGCCUCAGCUCAUAAUGGGAGAAGUGACGGGAGUGAAGGUCAACGGUGCAACUACCAUCCAACACCGCCAGACGCGCAACCAGUCGUAACUUCCUCAGCUAUCUUUUGCGUUCUGAGCAGUUCGCACCCUCCUGCAUACUUCUUCCAUUUGUCACAUCUUACGGCGCGCAUCGACAUCCGUCAACCGCACCUCUUGAUCAUGGACAAAUUCCUUGCUUCGAGCCAGACUGCCAGAUCAAGACUCGGAGAACCGCAAGAAACGUCGCAUGACAGAGACGACUUGAUAGCAUUCUAUCCCGCUGGUAUUUACUUGAAGGAUCUCAAGGCUCAGACACACCACACCGAUUCUAUACUACUGGUGCGAACCAUCGGCCAUCCACGCAGGCUCAGUCCUGCCGAUCCCACGAGCAAUGCUAUAGAGGACGAGACCGGAGAUGUCGAAGAUUUCCUCGUAUCGUUCACUGGCCCAGGCUGCGACGCCACGAUCCUAGCAAUAGGCCGCGUGUUCUCGAUCAAGGAGCCUUUCUUCGAUGUCUCAAACGCCGUCAACCGUGUCAGCGUCUACCAUCCGUCAAACCUGGUGCUUCUUGACUGUGAUCAUACUUCGAUACCUCACGGUUGGCAAUUGGCAAGUGGUCGCUCCGCGCUCAGAUGGAGGUCAGAGGGCGAUGCGCUGAUGGAGAAGAAGCAAUACUCAGAAGCAAUCAGAAGGCGCUCUACAGCAGCGCUGUAUGCUGGCUAUUACGACAUGGCGAGAAACGACGCGCUAGAGUCACUCUCUGAAUCCGAUACAAAGGACGCUUUGGAGUCAGAUUUACGGAGUUUGUAUCAGGCUGGACUCGCUUCAUGUCACCUCGGUGAGUUUACCACUGCCCAGAAGUUUUUCUGUCGCGUACUUGAAAUUAUGCCAUCAUUCAAUCAGGCCACCCGUCAGCUGGGACAUGCGGGAGCACGUCUGUUGGAACAACAGACCGGAAUAUAUGACUUUGGCGCGAUGUUUGGGUCGGCUGGAGAAUCUCCCCCUAACUAUGGCAACUUCCUCAAGCGGACCGAGAUUCGUUCUUCUAAGAUCUCAGGGCGUGGCUUGUUUGCUACUGAAGACAUCCCGCGUGGCGAGGUCGUGCUUUGCGAAAAGGCCUUUGCCACUGAUGAACAUUCUGGAGACAUCAAGCCGGGAGGCUUGUUGGACUUGCACAACAACCGUGCAUAUGGUGAUUCGUACACCUCGCUACUCAACAAUGUGGUCCAGAAAGUAUUCAGCAAUCCAUCUCUUUCCCGGAUCCUGAAUUUAUGCAGCGACGACUGCUUCGAGGAUCUGAAAUCGCUUCACAUCGUUGAUGGACUACCAGCAGUGGAUAUCUUCAGAGUCAACUCAAUCCUACAGCACAACAUGUUUGAUUUUGCAGAGCCUCGCGACAAGUUCGACGUCGAUUGUGAGAAACACUUUGGUCUUUGGUAUCAAGCCUCUCACAUCAACCAUUCCUGCCUCGCCAACUCUUACAGAAGCUUCAUUGGUGACAUGAUGUUGGUCAGGGCUGGAACAAAUAUCUCGCGAGGAUCUGAGAUUGCGCUGGCCUAUAGUGGUAUUUCGGCAUUUUCAUCAGAACAGCAAGAGGAGUCUCAGAGGGACUGGGGCUUCAGAUGUGGAUGCAAGAAGUGCACAUGUGAAGAACAUAUCAUCCCAGGCUCAGAGAUGCACAAGAAGUUGAAGGACGCUAUGAACACUUGGAUUGAAUACAAGACCAACGCAACACCAAUCCCCGAGAUCAUCAAACAAGCUCAACAGGCGAUCGACGCCAUCAUGCCUUUGUACCCAGAUCACGAAAAGCUCCCUCGUCUGGGGUUGACACAACAUCACGAAGAACUCAUGUGGGUCUAUCAUGCGAUGGAGAAGCAUGACCUGGUGGCUGAGAACGCGAAACAGCUCAUUCGCGAUUAUGGUUACAUCCUCUCUUCUGACGACCGAGAAGUUCAGAUGGCCAGCGAAAACGCGAUUCCGGACCUCGAUGUCGUGUGGGCUCUGCUGCAUCUAUCGAUCCACGCUUCGAAGAAGGGGAGUGAUCCCUUGUCCAAAUCAUACAAGAAGCUUGUCGUGGAAACUUACACAGUCCUUCGUGGUACUACGAUCGGUUUCGAGAAGGAGCUCGGGGUGCCUCUGUGA